Miscanthus lutarioriparius is the source of this 312-nucleotide messenger RNA. The record is from the annotation of a GenBank genome assembly. Lineage: Eukaryota; Viridiplantae; Streptophyta; Magnoliopsida; Poales; Poaceae.
AUGGAUCGUGAAGCUAGUAACAAGCUAAAACUCUUGGAGCACAUGCUAGAUGAUCCAAGUGCAGGACCGACAGACCUGCCACUAUCACUUCUAACAGAAAUCACGAAUAAUUUUUCUCACGACCAAGAAGUUGGCAGAGGUGGCUUUGCAGUUGUCUACAAGGGACUACUUCAGAAUGGGAGGACAGUCGCCGUGAAGAAGCUGUCAGACAUGGUCAUGGAUGAAAACAAAUUCAACCAAGAGUUACUUAGAAGUUGGAGCAACAGGCUUGAGGUAUCACAAGGAGACGAACAGUUGGAACAGGUAAGUUGA